Molecule: messenger RNA, 1013 nt
Organism: Clupea harengus (Atlantic herring)
Lineage: Eukaryota; Metazoa; Chordata; Actinopteri; Clupeiformes; Clupeidae
Gene: clec3bb
Product: C-type lectin domain family 3, member Bb
Biological process (GO): ossification; bone mineralization
Source: RefSeq, a predicted model, not a curated record
GCUGCAGCCAUGGACCUCAGAUGUGCCUGUCUCAUGUUCGGACUUGUGCUCCUCACUCACCUCUCAUCCCAACAGCUGUUGUCAAGGAAGAAGCUGGUGAAGAAGGUCACUCCAGAGAAAGAUGGAGCUGUUGAGGGGCUUCAGAAGCAAAUCGAUGACAUUGUGAAGGAGCUAAACCUUCUGAAGGAGCAGCAGGCUUUACAAACAGUUUGUCUGAAGGGAACCAAGAUUCACGGAAAAUGCUAUUUGUCUGACCCAUUGAAGAAGCGUUACCACACUGCCAGCGAGGACUGCAUUGCCAAGGGUGGCACGCUGUGCACCCCGCUCUCCCUCGAUGACAACGACAAGUUGUACGACUACAUCCACCAGAGCAUCGGGCCCGACGAGGAGAUCUGGCUGGGCAUAAAUGACAUGCAGACCGAGGGCAUCUGGGUUGACCAAACCGGGUCAACUGUGCGCUACAAGAACUGGGAUGCGUCUUUCAAGGGCGAUCGCAGCAAGAAUUGUGCAGUUUUGUCUGGGUCUAUUAGCGGGAAGUGGCUGGACGAGAAUUGUCGCGAAGAGAGAGCGUCCGUGUGCGAGUUCAACAUAGUCUGAUAGCAUGAGCGGUUGCCCUAAAAGAGUACUUUAUCGAGGCUUUGGACUCACACACACCUUUCUUUUUAUUGCCUCUGUCUGUCAUAUGCUAUCUUACUGCACCUUGCUUUCAUGACAAUUUAAUUAUACUUUCCUCCCAGUGGUAUUUCAAAAUGACGCAGUGGCUUUCCAUUGUGGGGAUUUUGUUUUCCACAUGUAAUUAGAUAAACAUGGACUCCAAAAAGGUUAAAGUGCACUGAAACUGGCUUUGUGGUAUAAAACAAAAAAAAGAGAUGCAUGUGAUUGAGCUAACCAAAGUUUUUAAUCAUAGAGGGGAAAUGUUUAAAAGAACAUUUUCAGUCAGAUCAAGAGGUCAUUGUCAACAGCUUAAUUUUUCUUUUAAAGGCAAGAGUGACAAUACUGAUGAUUAUUUCAGA